This is a messenger RNA of Erigeron canadensis, 2419 nucleotides long. Its product is annotated as glycosylphosphatidylinositol anchor attachment 1 protein. NCBI's taxonomy places the organism in Eukaryota, Viridiplantae, Streptophyta, Magnoliopsida, Asterales, Asteraceae. Gene Ontology annotation, biological process: attachment of GPI anchor to protein. Gene Ontology annotation, cellular component: membrane; GPI-anchor transamidase complex. Bases 159 to 2243 code for a protein of 694 amino acids. The transcript has 6 exons. The record is from RefSeq and is a predicted model, not a curated record.
ACUUUUCUUGUUGGAUGGCUUGAUGAAGUAUCAGGAUAAAAGUAUAAAAAUAUUCUUUUGCAAAUCAGUCUCCUAUGGGUAAUUUGGUAAUUUUAGAGCAGUCCAAACAACGAGUCACAGCAUAGAUCCAAGCAGCACCGGAAAGAGGCUCAACACCGAUGGAUUCGCCGGCGGAAAGUGAGAUACCGAAACCUAAACAGCGGCCAAUUAUACGUAUCGGUAUCUUCAUCAUUUCUCACAGCUUCUUUGUUAGUGUUAUUUGCUGUACAGCUGGUGUAUUGGCUUUGUUACUGUUACCUGUUCUUGCAAAGAAAACCUAUGUUUCAGAAAAUGCCUUAAUGCCUGGUUCAUCAAGUCCCAUGAUCUCUGAUCAGGAUGUCUCCCGGGCAAGCAGAUUUAUCGAUGAGCUAAAUAGUCUUUAUCUCGAGUCUCGUAGCUCAGGCAUAGAAAUUCCAAGACUGAUAGCACUGCAUAUGGCAAACUUGGGGGGAGAAGUUAGUUAUCAUAAGUUCCAAUCUCAACCAAACAAAUUUCACCCGCUUCAUUUUUUCACUAGUCCCAAUGCAGAAACAAACCGUGGGAAUGAGACUUGUGAAUCCUAUGCUACCAAUACUGUAGGAAUUAUUAGGGCUUCACGUGGUGAUGGGAAAGAAUCGAUUGUGCUUGUGACUCCUUACAACUCUGUAAAUCUUAGUCAGAAUGAGGCUUUAUCUUUAGGAAUUGCUUAUGCUGCAUUUUCAUUGUUGGCUCAAGUUACCUGGCUAGCUAAAGAUAUUAUAUGGCUAGCUGCAGACUCACAAUAUGGUCAAUAUAACUCGGUUGCUUCUUGGUUAAGAGAUUAUCAUACUCCUUCAUUUGAUGGAUUUGGAAAGGUAGAUGCCGCUAACUGUCAUGGAAGCAAUGGCAUACAGGAAUCAAACUUGGAUAUGAGUAUUGAAACUGAAGUAUCUGAUACUUUUCGACGUGCUGGAACCAUGGCAGCUGCUCUUGUGAUUAAGGUUGCAAGCACAAGUGAAGACGGCAACCAAGAUGCACUGAACAUUUAUGCUGAGGCAUCUAAUGGGCAAAUGCCAAAUCUUGACCUUAUAAACGUUGUGAGCUAUCUAGCAGUGCAUGGACAAGGUCUUCAAGUAAAGAUGGAGAAACUUGUGUCUUUAAUUGAUUCAAAGUGGCUAAAGUUCAUUGGUGAGGUGUUUGAGUCAGUAGGAAAGAUUGCUAGAAGUUUGAAUCCUCAAUUGAAAUUCGGUAUCUCUGUAAAGGAUUAUGUAGAAGGCAGUGCUACUCUUGUCAGCUCACUCUAUAACCAGGCAUUAGGCGUGCCUACUGGUUCCCAUGGCGCUUUUCGCGAUUAUCAAGUUGAUGCAGUUACCAUGGAGAUUUCACCGAAAAUAACUUUCAAUAGUUUGGGCAGACAAACAGAGUUUUUGUUUCAAGGUGGCAGGUUGAUUGAAGGAAUUGUACGUUCUGUCAAUAACCUGCUAGAGAAGUUUCACCAAUCCUUUUUCUUGUACCUGUUAACAUCAUCGAACAAGUUUAUAUCUGUUGGAGUCUACAUGAUUGCAUUCUUACUGCUUGUUGCUCCACUUCCUGUGGUUGCUGCUUCUUUGUUUUCUGAUGCCAUAAAAUCAGAUGAAGAUAAAGCAACGUCUUCCGAUUCCAACUCAUAUAAAUCUUGGAGAUGGCUUUAUCCAGCAAAAACCAUAUUUCUCAUUCAUUUAUGGGGAGCCAUCGUCUCGUUACUUCCUUAUUUCAUAUACAAAAUACCGGACUCUCAACCGACUUCCAACAUUCUUAUCUGGGCUUCCCUUUCAAUCUUUAUCCUAACUGUUUUGCACUUGUUUUUUGGGCCCCAUACCUGUCAUCUUCAAGAAUGGGCUCUUCUGAAGUCAGUCACCGUCUCAGCUGCGUUUAUUGGGCUGUGUUUGAUGUCAGUCAUAAACUUUGCAACUGCUGAAAUUGGAGCUCUACUACUGGUGCCAAUGUGCUUAGUGGUUAAACCAUGGCGGGCAGCACGUAAGGUUCACUCUGCUUUAAGUUUGGUUUUGGUGGUUCUCGGGUUUCCUGGUGUUGCAUUUUUUGUGCUGAAAGCUGCAUUUGGGGUUCAAAAUGGGUCUGGUUUAGCUGAGUUUUGGUACUGGCUGGAGUCUUUAUGGGCAUGGAACAGUGCCACUUACAUCUAUUUAUGCAUGGUUCAUCUUCCUUGCUGGGUCUUGUGUAUUUACAUUUUGUUACAUCCAUGUUAGAUUAUAUCACUUCAAAUCUUGCGCUUCUUGGUUUUUCUUAAGUAGAUAUACUGUUAGUGAACAGGUUGUAAAGUAUCUCUUUACCCCUUUCAACAAAAAAGGUGAGAUCUCAUUAUUUCAUGUAUAAGCUUUUAUAUUAUAUUUAGUUGGGCUUCAGUUUUAUGGUUCUGCCAUUA